Molecule: messenger RNA, 1023 nt
Organism: Caenorhabditis briggsae
Lineage: Eukaryota; Metazoa; Nematoda; Chromadorea; Rhabditida; Rhabditidae
Gene: Cbr-prx-12
Product: Protein CBR-PRX-12
Exons: 5
Coding region: 1-1023 (340 amino acids)
Biological process (GO): protein import into peroxisome matrix; protein monoubiquitination
Cellular component (GO): peroxisomal membrane; peroxisomal importomer complex
Molecular function (GO): ubiquitin-protein transferase activity; zinc ion binding; protein binding
Source: RefSeq, a predicted model, not a curated record
AUGAGUAGUACAAUUCGUGCUUCGCAACUUGUCUCAUCAUCAGCUACCGAUGAGAAACAGCCGUCAGUUUUUGAUAUCAUUGCUCAAGAAAAUCUUGCGACUUCUAUCAGACCAGCACUUCAGCAUCUCGUCAAGGUUAGCUGCUUCCUACUUUUAAGGCUAGCAAAUAUCGAAUAUUUUCAGUACCUGGCCUUCUUCAAGCCAAAAACCUUUCUCUCUGUGCACAAAAACUUUGAUGAAUACUACCUCAUUUUCGAUCUGAUUUUGCAGAAUCAUUAUUUGAAGAAUUAUGGAGCCUCAUUUACGGAAAACUUCUAUUCCAUGAAGCGAGUGGUCACAAAAAAUGGAUCUAUGCCGAAUGACGGUAGAGAAAGGAUAUUGUCACUAUUGACACUCGUUGGAUGGCCAUAUGUGGAGGAUAAGCUGAAUCAACUUCAUGAUAGACUCAAGGAAGUUUACGAGAUCAGAAGUUGGUCAUCGAUUACUGACAUCAAAUCAAAAUGCCAGAAAAUGUUCGUUGUCAUCUGGCCAUACAUCAAAACAGUUCUCAAAGCAGUGAAGACAGUCCUCCAACUGGCCUACAUUCUAAACCGCAGCUCCAUUCACUCCCCAUGGCUCUAUUUCUCAGGUGUCGUCUUGAAACAUCUCACUCCAGAAGAUUUGGAUGCUUUCAAUGCAGUGCCAUUACACUUGCAGACGGGAUUCUUCAACCGAAUCUGGCGCUUCUUCCUAGGACUCCCAGGAAUUAUCUCAAGACUAUUUGCCUAUGGACUGUUCUUCGUGCAGUUUCUAGACUAUAUGUACAACACUGACUUGGCAAAACUGACAAAGACAGGACUCAACAGUGCCAUCCCACCUCCACCACACAAAAUGAUCAUCAAAGAAAGUGAGGUGCUCAGUUUGGACACCAACAAAUGUCCAAUCUGCUUGAAGAAGCGUGUAAAUGACACCGCAUUGUUUGUCUCAGGAUAUGUGUUUUGCUAUACAUGUAUCAAUCAAUAUGUGAACACUUAUCAGAAGUGA